CCCUAGAAAGAUGGCGGAGCAAGAGGAAAGGAAAAAAAUCCCUUUGGUUCCAGAAAAUCUCCUGAAAAAGAGGAAGGCUUACCAAGCCCUCAAAGCCACCCAGGCAAAGCAAGCACUUUUGGCAAAGAAAGAGCAGAGGACAGGAAAAGGGUCCAGGUUUAAGCGACUGGAAUCAUUUCUGCACGAUUCCUGGCAGCAGCAUCGGGACAGGGUGCGUCUCAGACGACUAGAAGUGAAACCUCAUGCCUUGGAAUUGCCGGAUAAACAUUCCUUGGCCUUUGUUGUCCGCAUCCAAAGGAUUAAUGGGGUGAGUUCACUGGUGCAAAAGACCAUUGCAAGCCUUCACCUAAAGAAAAUUUUCAGUGGCAUCUUUGUUAGAGUCACGCCGCAGAGCCUAAAAUUGCUGCGUAUGGUGGAACCUUAUGUGACCUGGGGAUUUCCAAAUCUGAAGUCCGUCCGUGAACUCAUCUUGAAACAUGGACAAGCCAAGGUCAAGAAUAAGACCAUCCCUCUGACAGGUAACACAGUGAUCGAAGAGCACCUGGGGAGGUUUGGUGUCAUUUGCCUGGAAGACCUCAUCCAUGAAAUUGUCUUCCCGGGGAAGCAUUUCCAGGAGAUCUCAUGGUUCUUGCGUCCUUUCCAACUUUUAGUGGCCCGUCGUGCUACCAAAAUAAAGUGGGCUUCCUCAAGGCGACGGGCUCACCUGGCUAUCGAGGUGAACACAUCAAUCAGCUCGUCCGCCAGCUGAA
Lemur catta (Ring-tailed lemur) is the source of this 749-nucleotide messenger RNA. RefSeq names its product 60S ribosomal protein L7-like 1. Gene Ontology annotation, molecular function: structural constituent of ribosome; RNA binding. The transcript has a single exon. Gene Ontology annotation, biological process: maturation of LSU-rRNA from tricistronic rRNA transcript (SSU-rRNA, 5.8S rRNA, LSU-rRNA). NCBI's taxonomy places the organism in Eukaryota, Metazoa, Chordata, Mammalia, Primates, Lemuridae. The record is from RefSeq and is a predicted model, not a curated record. The coding region runs from base 11 to 748 and encodes 245 amino acids. Gene Ontology annotation, cellular component: cytosolic large ribosomal subunit.